This is a messenger RNA of Diceros bicornis minor, 379 nucleotides long. RefSeq names its product protein S100-A7-like. Gene Ontology annotation, molecular function: calcium ion binding; transition metal ion binding. The transcript is spliced from 2 exons. Gene Ontology annotation, cellular component: cytoplasm. Bases 10 to 315 code for a protein of 101 amino acids. The record is from RefSeq and is a predicted model, not a curated record. NCBI's taxonomy places the organism in Eukaryota, Metazoa, Chordata, Mammalia, Perissodactyla, Rhinocerotidae.
AAAGCCAAGAUGAGCAACACUGAAGCUGAGAAGACUGUGAUUGGCAUAAUCCAGCUCUUUCACAAAUACGCCAAUCCUGAUGACACCAUUGACAAGCCAAGCCUCUUGGCGCUGCUGAAGGAGAAUUUUCCCAACUUCCUUGCUGCCUGUAACACAAAGGGCACAGAUUACUUGGCCAAUAUCUUUGAGAAGGUGGACAAGAAUAAAGACAAAAAGAUUGAGUUUUCUGAGUUUCUGUCCUUGCUGGGUGAAAUAGCCACAGACUACCACAAACAGAGCCAUGGAGCGCCACCCUGUUCCCAAGGAGGCCAGUGACCCAAUCCAGCCAGAGGUCUCUGGAGACCCUAAGAAACAAUAAAGUGUCUUUUCCCACCAGAAA